GUGUAUAGGGCUGUCAUAUAGGUACGGUCUGGUAAUAGCUGAAGUGUAGGACUCUUUUUCCAAGCCAGUAGAUUUACCUCACCGAACAUGAAAUAGAAUACAAGAUACACGGGAAAGUCACUGAACACAAGAUACAGGGAAAGUCACUGAACUGUAGUAAACGUUUUCAAUACGAGGCUUAGUUAGUCUUUUUACAUGGGAGUGUGAGAACAAACCUUAGAAAUGGCUUCAAACAAUAUGCAAGUACUCAAAGACAUUGCCAACAAAUUGAGGAUACAUAGCAUUAACAGUACAGAUUCUGCAGGCACAGGACAUCCAACAUCAUGUAUGUCCAUGGCAGAGAUUAUAUCUGUCCUCUUCUUCAACACUAUGAGGUACAGUAUUAAAGAGCCCCGUGGUCCCUCCAAUGACCGCUUUGUCUUGUCUAAGGGUCAUGCUGCCCCAAUAUUGUAUGCAGCCUGGGCUGAAGCAGGACUUUUCCCUACAGAGGAUCUGCUGAACCUAAGGAAACUUAACUCUGACCUUGAAGGCCAUCCUACCCCUCGACUGAACUUUAUUGACGUGGCAACAGGGUCCUUGGGCCAGGGUCUGAGUGUUGCUGUGGGAAUGGCAUACACAGGAAAGUACUUUGAUCAGGCUGAUUACAGAGUCUACUGUGUCAUUGGAGAUGGAGAGAGUGCUGAGGGUUCCAUCUGGGAGGCCAUGGCUUUUGGAAGUCAUUAUAAACUGGACAAUAUGGUGGCCAUCUUUGAUGUGAACCGCCUGGGACAGAGUGAGGAAACCAGCCUGCAGCACCAAAUUGAUGUGUACAAAGCCAGAGCAGAAAGCUUUGGGUGGAACACCUAUGUUGUGGAUGGACACUCUGUGGAGGAUCUGUGUAAAGCAUUCCAUGAGGCUUCCUCUGUCAAAGGCAAGCCUACCUGUAUAGUGGCCAAGACCUACAAAGGACAAGGUGGAUCAGUGGCUGACCAGCUGAACUGGCAUGGUAAACCUCUUGGUAAGGAGUCUGAAGCCUCCAGGAAUGCAAUUGCCAGCAAAAUAGUCAACAAAGGACCACAUGGCUUCCAACCUCCCACUCCCACCACUGUCCCAGAAGUCAACAUUUCCAACAUCACAUUGUCAUCUCCUCCUGUCUAUGAAAAGAAUGCAAAGGUGGCUACCAGACAUGCCUAUGGAACAGCUCUUGUGAAGCUUGGCAAGAGUAAUGACAGAGUGGUUGCUAUGGAUGGUGACACCAAAAAUUCAACAUUUGCCAUCGAUUUCAAGAACGCGUUCCCGAAUCGGUUUAUUGAGUGUUUCAUUGCGGAGCAGAAUCUGGUUGGUGUUGGUAUUGGAUGUGGCUGCCGUAAUCGUACAGUGCCCUUCAUCAGCACAUUUGCCUGCUUUCUGACAAGAGCCUUUGACCAGAUCAGGAUGGGGGCCAUAUCACAAACCAAUGCCAACUUUGUGGGCUCCCACUGUGGAGUGUCUAUCGGAGAGGAUGGCCCUUCUCAGAUGGCUCUGGAGGAUAUUGCCAUGUUCCGUUCCAUCCCUGGGUCAACAGUGUUCUACCCAAGUGAUGCUGUAUCAUGUGAGCGUGCCAUUGAAAUGGCGGCAAACACCAAGGGAGUGUGCUUUAUCAGAACCAGUCGCCCACCAACCAGCCUUCUGUAUGAUGAACACACUGACUUACAGAUUGGGAAGGCUCAGGUGGUUCGCCAGUCUGACAAUGACUGUGUCACUGUGAUUGGCUGCUGUGUGACUCUACACCAGGCUCUGAAGGCUGCAGACAUAUUGGCAUCAGAUGGUUUGAACAUCCGAGUGAUUGACCCCUUCACCAUCAAGCCAAUGGAUAAGGCAACCAUUGCGGAAAAUGCUCGUGCUACAGGCGGUCGUAUCAUCACUGUAGAAGACCAUUAUGCCUGGGGUGGACUUGGAGAUGCAGUUUGUGCAGCAGUCUCUGAAUAUGGAGAAUUUGCAGUCCACAAAAUGGCAGUGACAGAGAUUCCCCGCAGUGGCCCGAGUGAUGCUCUACUGGAGAAGUAUGGUAUCAGUGCCAGCUGUAUCAUUAAAAAGGUGAAAGAAGUGUGCAAGGCUUAAGUCACCAACUGACAUUGUAUAGAAGUCUGCCAGGCUUAAACUAGAUCACUAUGUGACAUUGUAUGGAAGCCGGAUCACCAACUGAUAUCAUAUACAACAGAUUGUCGUUGGAUCUUACUAACCUUUUGUUCAUUUUAUUGAAUCACAUUCUAAAUAACUUUUUGAUAUACAUGAAAUUAAGGAUAUUUUUCAAAUACAAUGUAUAACACUCUUGGCAGUUUACAGGGAAGAAGUAAAGUAUUUGUAGCAAAUUGUAGUUAGAGGGAAAAUUGACCUUUUAGUCUCUGAAGGUCACAUGGAAAUAUUUCUGGAAAAACUGAUAUUUUGUAAAUUUUGUUAUUUUGGAGAAAACUUCUUUUGAAGUUUAAUAAUUGAUUAUCAUCCAAGUUGUAAUUGUUGUAUUCAUGUCAAAAUUUUGUUACUGAUGGAACAUCAUGAAAAAUCCUAUAAAAUAGGAGUGUUAUUGAUUUGUAGAGAAUUUACCUUCUGUAGUGUAGCAAUGUGCUAGCUGGGCUUCCUCUCACAAAGUCCUGGAGUGUACUUAAGUGCUUUUUUGUAGAUUUAUAAGCAAACAUUUCUGUUUAUAAUGAAGUUGUACAUGAGAUUUCAUGUUCACAGGUAUAUGUAAGCUUUAGAGAAUUGUAUGUGUUUACCCAGUGUGUUGUUGGUGUGGUAUACCACAACCAGAGAAAUGUAACAGGAGGAUCAGAUCAGGUUUAUACUGUAUGAAAUUGACAUUUCUUCCAUCCAUCAGAUCAAAGUUAUUUUCUUUCAAUUUAUUUAAAUCCAGUUUGUCUUCAUACCACUUAAAGCUGUUCCGUUUUAUAGUUUUCAUAUGGAUUAAUUUUUUCUGUUUUGCUUUCAUAGCGAUUAUAAUUUUUCAGUUUUAAUUUAAGUCCAAAUGUAAUUGCAAAUAAUUAGAUGUAUUUGGGAAUAGUUGGAAUGGAAAGUCUGUUUCCAAAAUAGAACAUCAUUUAUGUUAUCAAUUGCAUACAACUGUGCUCAAUAUAUAAUGUACCACUUUAAUUUUGAAAUAAAUCAGGUAUGUGUCACAAAAAAAACAAAAAAAUUGCAACAAACAUUCAAAAUUUAGACAGCUGAGAAUUGAAAUAUCUCCCAUGGCUGACUUGACUCAAAGAUGAAACCCUGAGACAAGAUUAUAUAGAUUCUGGUGCAUUAUUGUUUUUGAUGAAGUAUUUCUAUCAUUAUGAGUUCUCACUCAGUUGUAAGAGUUUGUAUGUAAAGAGAAAGAAAUAAUACAUUGUAACUGGUCUUACAGUUAGUCCCUUGUUGUUAUUGGUUUGCGUGGGUAAUUAUCGGUAGUAGUUCAUGUCCAACAGAUGUAAUAUAUCUGUUGGUGAAUGGAAUUGUUUGUUGUGUGAGUAACAGUUAUUCGCAUCAGCCUAGAACCUCUGCCCUAGGGUUCCUAUCACGCUAUUGACAACUUUUUUCUUAUCUACAGCAAAGUUAUAGCUAUUAUAUAUCUGUCUUCUGAAAUAAAUAUAAUCUAUAAUUUUUUAGAAAAAAAA
Pecten maximus is the source of this 3608-nucleotide messenger RNA. RefSeq names its product transketolase-like protein 2. The transcript has 9 exons. Gene Ontology annotation, molecular function: thiamine pyrophosphate binding; transketolase activity. The record is from RefSeq and is a predicted model, not a curated record. NCBI's taxonomy places the organism in Eukaryota, Metazoa, Mollusca, Bivalvia, Pectinida, Pectinidae. Bases 223 to 2079 code for a protein of 618 amino acids.